AUCUUAAACAAGCAGAAGAUGAUGUUGUCACGCUUAGAGAAUCACGUCAGAAAAGGCAUUACCUUAAUCAGCAAGAUCUCUUCAAGUCUAGUCUUGCCGAUUCUCGACAAAGAGAAGAUGAGGCAAAAAAGACUUUUAAAUUUUUCUCGGUCUAG
Funneliformis caledonium is the source of this 155-nucleotide messenger RNA. NCBI's taxonomy places the organism in Eukaryota, Fungi, Glomeromycota, Glomeromycetes, Glomerales, Glomeraceae. The record is from the annotation of a GenBank genome assembly.